Punctularia strigosozonata HHB-11173 SS5 is the source of this 2046-nucleotide messenger RNA. Its product is annotated as ABC1-domain-containing protein. Gene Ontology annotation, cellular component: mitochondrion. The transcript has 4 exons. Lineage: Eukaryota; Fungi; Basidiomycota; Agaricomycetes; Corticiales; Punctulariaceae. The record is from RefSeq and is a predicted model, not a curated record. Bases 1 to 2046 code for a protein of 681 amino acids.
AUGUUCGCCCAGGGCGUCUUCCGCGCUGCAGGGCGCAGACCCGCCCUCCGUGCCCGCUUAUUCACCCGCAACCCGGCCCUCCCUGCCAAGCGCUCGCGUCUCUGGCUCCUCCCCGUAGCAGCGGGCACCGCUCUCGUUCUGCUGCCCCAGCCGACGAGGGACUCGCUUCUUCCCCAGCUCUUCUCCUCGCCUCGCCUAAUCCCGUGUCCCCAACAACCGCCCAGGAAGCCUCUGCUCCAGAUCAACUCUCCUCGCGAACCCCAGCUGUCCAUCCCUCGCAGGAUCCUCCAGUUCUUGCGCGAGUGGAUAUGGGAGCCCAUCCUUACCGGACGACGAUGCAUCUACCUCAUUCUCGUCUUCACCCCGGUCCUUGUCACCGCCCCCAUGCUACUCGUGGGCAAGCCGGAGAAAAAAUAUGACGGCGACAGGUGGGGCGCCGUCUGGUGGUAUGAAUUUCUCGUUACCCAGAUGAACCGUGCAGGCCCGACGUUCAUAAAGCUUGCACAAUGGGCAGGCUCGCGAACCGAUCUUUUCCCGCCUAUCCUGUGUCAACGGCUCGGAGCACUCCACUCCCGAGGCACGCCUCAUUCCCUCCGCCACACCAGACGCGUCAUUGAAGAUGUCUUCCAAAGGCCAUUUGACGACGUUUUCGAGGCUUUCGACGAGACCCCCAUCGGCGUCGGCGCCAUCGCCCAGGUUUACCGUGCAACCCUCAAGCACGAUCUUCUCCCGCCCUCUUAUGUCACUCCUAAACGCGCUCGCAAGUCUCAAAAGCUACCCGCCGCACUCGCCCCCGUGUCAAUGCAGGACCCGCCCCCCGUUGUACCCACCGCCGCGGUCGCGAUCAAGAUACUUCAUCCCAAAGUCACCAAGCUCAUCGCCCGCGACCUAUCCAUCAUGUCGUUCUUCGCCCACCUCAUCACCCUCUUCCCCGGCAUGCAGUGGUUGUCACUACCCGAGGAGGUGGACGUAUUUGGCAAGAUGAUGUACGAGCAGGUUGACCUACGAAACGAGGCAGAAAACCUCGUCAAGUUCGAGGAAAACUUCCAGGGCCGCAAGGACCCGGUGACCUUCCCCCGCCCGCUCAAAGUGUGGAGCACAAAGGACAUUCUCGUUGAAGAGUACCAGAACGCACUGUCGCUCGAAGCUUUUCUUAAGAAUGGCGGCGGCCCGUUCAACGACGGCCUCGCCGAGAUGGGCCUCGAUGCCUUCCUCAACAUGCUUCUCCUCGAUAACUUUGUCCACUCUGACCUUCAUCCCGGCAACAUCAUGGUCAAGUUCUGCCGCCCCUCCACUCGCCGCCUGCUUAAGAGUGUCUGGACUUCGCUCUUUUCCUCCUCCCCGGACCCGCCUGUGUCCGAGACGUUCAACACUGCCGAGUCUGAUGCACUUAUCGCCCGGCUUCGCGCUCUCGAGCACGAUCCCGCAGCAUGGCGCGCGGCCCUCAGCGAGCUUCACUCGCAAGGCUACGUCCCGGAGGUCGUGUUCAUAGAUGCCGGCCUCGUUACCACGCUCAAUGGGAACAAUCGGCGCAACUUCCUGGAUCUCUUCCGUGCCAUCGCCGAGUUCGACGGCUACCGCGCGGGCCAACUCAUGGUCGAGCGCUGCCGCUGCCCCGAGCUCGCGCUCGAUCCGGAGACGUUCGCGCUCAAGAUGCAGCACCUCGUGCUCAACGUCAAGCGGAAGACGUUCUCGCUCGGUCAGAUCAAGAUAUCCGACAUCCUCACCGAGGUCCUUAAGGCCGUUCGCGUUCACCACGUCAAGAUGGAGGGCGACUUUGUCAACACCGUCAUCAGCAUAUUGCUCCUAGAGGGAAUCGGUCGCCAGCUUGACCCAGACCUAGAUCUUUUCAAGAGUGCGCUCCCGAUUCUGAGGCAGCUCGGUAAGCAGAUGGCCAGCGAAGGCGAGAUACAAAAAGUCGAGGUCCACAACCUCGGUGCGAUGAUCAAGGUGUGGGUGUACCUCGAGGCAAGAGGAUUGGCUUCGGCUGCCUUUGUCAACAUAGACGAACUUGUACGAUACGACGCACUCAUGCCAAGCAUAUAG